Molecule: messenger RNA, 1056 nt
Organism: Moesziomyces aphidis
Lineage: Eukaryota; Fungi; Basidiomycota; Ustilaginomycetes; Ustilaginales; Ustilaginaceae
Source: the annotation of a GenBank genome assembly
AUGCUGGCCGCGCAGACGACAAGACUCACAUCGCAGCGUCUGUUCUCUCGCCUAGGAUUGACAGGCUCUGGCGCACGAGCGAUGAGCACCACAGUUCGACCGGCCACAGAGCCGCUGGUGAUUGCGCCCAAGGCGCUCGCCUCGCUCAUGGAAAAGCAGGACGGAAGCAGCAAGCUGCGCAUCCUGGAUGCCACAUGGUUCAUGCCCAACACCAACCCGCCGCGCAGUCCUCUGCGGGAAUUCACGGUGGGGCCUCGAUUGCCGAAAGCCCAAUUUUGGGAUGUGGACAAGGUGGCCACCACUGGUGAAAGCGUUCGCAACCUUCCGCACAUGAUGCCUUCUGCUGCCACCUUUGCGCGCGCUGCGUCGGAGCAUGGCAUCGAGCCCGAGACGCAUGUGGUGGUGUACGACACCCACGGCGUCUUCUCGGCACCCCGGACCGCAUUCACCUUCAAGGCGUUCGGCCACUCGAACGUUUCGGUGCUCAACGGCGGGCUGCCGGCGUGGAUCAACCACGGCCUGCCUAUCGAGGAGGGAGAGCCAAGCUCGGCUGCCAAGACAGACUACCCGGAGCCUGUUCUUCAGGACGGCAUCAUCCGCUCGUUCGACGAGAUGGUGGCCAAUGCCAAGAUGGGCGCACGCGGUCAGACGGUGUUCGAUGCACGAUCCAAAGGCCGUUUCGAUGGCAGCGACUCGGAGCCCCGGCCCGGGCUCUCCUCGGGGCACAUUCCGCACAGCCUUUCUCUCCCGUUCCCCACGCUGCUCAAGACCGAAACAGGGAAGGAUGGCAAGACGUACACGGUGCUCAAAGACCAAAUCGAGCUGUGGAGGACGCUGGGCGACACCGUAGGCGGCACCGAGGCACUCGACAAGCUGCGCCAGGCUUCGAGCGGCGGUGAGCUGGCAGCCACCAAUACGUGCGGCUCGGGCAUGACGGCAGCGGCCAUCUGGUUGGCGCUGCAGGAGAUUGGAGUGCAGAGCAGCAUCUACGACGAGAGCUGGAUGGGUUGGGCCUCGCGGGAGAGCGAGGGCGUGCCCAUCGACAAGAACGUAUGA